AAAAAUAAAUAAAUAAAUAACAACUAAACUCAUUGCCGCUCCUGUGCAGGCAAACUGUAUGCCACAGCGUUGCUACCAUUCCGGCUAACAAUGACGACAGCAAUUAAUCUGUUUCAAGUCAGGAAAAGGUGAUUAGCAUCGCGGGCGCACUUCACGCCGGCACAAGUGGUACAAUUAAAUUAAUGGAAUUAGUAAAACAAAUUCGCUACGUUAGGUGCCGCCCAUUGACAAUGCCGGCUGGCAUUAAACGAGUACCACUUCGACAACUUCGUGGGUAUUGUAAGUUAUAUAGUCAAUAGUAAUCAGAAGUCAAAUAUUCAAAAAAAAAAACAAAUGUAUUAAAACUUACUUGUGUGAAGUGACAAAUGCUAAUGUAUGCAAAUAUGAAACAGCGAAAGUCUACGCCCAGCAGCCAGCAGCCGGUACAACUGGAUACCUUCACCUUGUUGCACCUGCGCCUAUAUCAGUUCCUAGGCCUGUGCUCAGUGCCAUUGCAAUUGAAAUGCGACCUCGCCACAGUCAAUCAACACCCGCAGCGUUCCAGCACACAUCCAACUUGGUGGUUCCUGCUGAUUUGGCAUUGUUUGCACUUCAUAUUCUUUGGUUUGCUGCAGUUUUGGACAAGCACCAAUCAUGAUUCAGUACUCUACAAUAGCGAUCGUUUUGGAAAAUUCAAUGACAUUCUAAAGUUGAUUGCCACGAUCUCUGCCCAUUUUGUAAUACUCAGCGAAACAAUACUGCAGCGCAAAUAUAUGCAAAAGUUUCUCAUCACCUACUCACAACUCCAUUGCAGAUGGAGUUUAGGAACUUACCGCGAAGAAUACGGCCUUUAUAGGACAUACGUAUGGAAAGUUAUUAUUUCUACUGCCGUUUAUUUGAGCAUUGUUGUUAAUUAUACGCAGUCGAUCGCCACGCGUCGUCAGUGGUUAACGUUUUUCUUACCUUUUAUACCGAGUGGCUUCAUUUGCCACUUUCGUUCAAUAGAAAUUAUGUAUUUUAUGGAUAUGUUACGCAUCGAAUUGGAACAGCUCAAUAAGAAUGUAGAGCGGCUGGUACUUUUUAGUCAGCGUAAAUUCCAAACGAGCGCACAAAGGCUGGACUAUUUCGAGCAGACGAUUUGUGAUGAGUUGCAGACGCUAAUGAAGAACUAUGAAGAUAUUUACGAAAUGAGUGUUUUGCUGAAGAAAGCUGUGGGUGCAUCUAUCGCUUGUAACUAUGUUAAGGAGUAUGUAAUGAUUUUGUCCGAAUGCUACUGGUCCUAUUGGAUGAUAUACACAGGACAGGACAUAAUUGAGUACUCUUUGAUAGUUCCUUCUGCCAUGACCAUCUUUCUUUUGUUAAUAACGUCACGAAAUUGUAUGCGAUCGGCAAAUUUCCUAGCACACAAUGUGCACAAAAUACGUCACGACUUAGAAGAUCUCAACAUCUCAACGCGGCUACAAAGCUUCACUUUGCAAAUACUACACCAGCGAAUCAUAAUCGAUGGGAUUGGUUUCUUCGUGCUGAAUUGCAAUAUGGCAAGAGAUGUGCUGGGUUCAAUAGCCACUUAUAUGCUCUUCUUUAUACAGUUUAUGCCCAAGUUCAAAAAUAUCUAAGGCACAAAACUACGAUUGCGUGCAAACAUUUGUAUGUGCACAUAAGUACGUAGAAGAAUUUCUUUUACAAUGUAUCGCUUAGAGCACAGUUUAAUGCUGCUGGUUUCAUACAGGGUGGUGCGAACAUACGCUUGUUUUUUGAAUCAUAGCUAGUGUUGGCGCCGUAACAGUCAGAAAUAUUGCAAAAGUAUUUCCAAACUGAGUGCUGUGUUGGUCAGAGCGUGUUGGCCGAAGGGAAGCACCCACUAUGCCAAAAGUUUAUGCAAAAAAUAUGUGAUGAAAUUUCGCUAAUAAAUGACACUGACAAAUAUUAAAGAGUGGUGCCUCGUUACCUCGUUGUUUGCUAAUUCGGGGUCGGUGAUCACGAAAGUGAGUUCCCUUUAAAAUUCAAAAGAAUCGUAUCUCGAAAACGAUUCUUUUGAAAAUUAAAGGGAACUCAUUUUCGUGAUAAGCGACCCAAAACAUUUAUUUUCUAGAUCUU
Anastrepha ludens (Mexican fruit fly) is the source of this 2076-nucleotide messenger RNA. Its product is annotated as gustatory receptor 8a-like. NCBI's taxonomy places the organism in Eukaryota, Metazoa, Arthropoda, Insecta, Diptera, Tephritidae. The coding region runs from base 366 to 1595 and encodes 409 amino acids. The transcript has 5 exons. Gene Ontology annotation, biological process: sensory perception of taste. The record is from RefSeq and is a predicted model, not a curated record. Gene Ontology annotation, cellular component: dendrite; neuronal cell body; axon.